This is a messenger RNA of Colletotrichum higginsianum IMI 349063, 912 nucleotides long. Its product is annotated as AFUA_2G17970 family ergot alkaloid biosynthesis protein. The record is from RefSeq and is a predicted model, not a curated record. The transcript is spliced from 3 exons. NCBI's taxonomy places the organism in Eukaryota, Fungi, Ascomycota, Sordariomycetes, Glomerellales, Glomerellaceae. The coding region runs from base 1 to 912 and encodes 303 amino acids.
AUGGCAACAAGCAACUCAACGACAGUGUUAAUCCUAGGCGGAACCGGCAAGGUCGGCCGGCAGAUCGCGAAGCUCUUCGCGGCGACCUCAAUCCCUACAUACCAGGCCUCCCGGAGCGGAGCCUCCACCACGGAACCGGGCGCCGACAACAUCAAGCCCGUCGCCUUCGACUGGGAGGAUGAGACGACGUGGACCGCCGCCCUGGACACCGGCGCGACGAGCAUCUUUCUCGUCGCCCCGCCGGUCAUGGACAUGCUGCCGCCGAUGCAGUCCUUCAUCGACCAGGUCAGAAUGAAGGGAGACACCACCGUCACCAAGCGAUUCGUCCUGUUGAGCGGAAGCCCCAUCGAGCCGGACAUCAACGGCUACGCGAUGGGCCGGCCGCAUGCGUAUCUGAAGGACCUUGGCGACAGGGGGGAAGUGCAGUGGGCUGCGAUACGACCGACUUGGUUUCAACAGAACUUCGUCGAGCAGGACAAUCACCGCGGAGCGAUUGUUGACGAGAGCACCAUCUACUCGGCGACGGCGGACGGCAAGAUCCCCUGGGUGGCGACCGAGGACAUUGCGGCCUGCGCGUACCAGCUCCUCACCCAGGAGGACGCGCCCAACGACCAGUAUCUCAUUCUUGGCCCGGAGCUGCUGGCCUACGACGACAUCGCCACGAUCCUCUCCGAGGUCCUCGGCCGCAAGAUCGUGCACAAGAAGCUCUCGACGCAGGAGCUCGUGGACCGGUUCGCCGGCCAGGGCAUGCCGCGGGACUACGCCGAGAUGAUGGGCGGCCUGGACACCGCCAUCAAGAACGGCAGCGAGGACCGGACGAACAGCGUCGUGCUCGCGCUGACGGGAAGACGGCCAAGGACGUUCCGCGAGACGGCCGAGAAGAACAAGGGUGUCUGGGCGACGGUAGCGUAG